Messenger RNA from Lacerta agilis (Sand lizard), 1155 nucleotides. It is a transcript of the gene TXNL4B, whose product is annotated as thioredoxin like 4B. The record is from RefSeq and is a predicted model, not a curated record. NCBI's taxonomy places the organism in Eukaryota, Metazoa, Chordata, Lepidosauria, Squamata, Lacertidae. Gene Ontology annotation, biological process: mRNA splicing, via spliceosome. The transcript is spliced from 3 exons. Gene Ontology annotation, cellular component: U4/U6 x U5 tri-snRNP complex; spliceosomal complex; U5 snRNP. The coding region runs from base 48 to 497 and encodes 149 amino acids.
GGCGCGCUGCUGCAGCUGGUCUGAGCCGCCCGCCUCGCUCAGUCGCCAUGAGCUUCUUGCUGCCCAAACUCGGCAGCAAAAAGGAGGUGGAUGAGGCAAUCAAGAGCGUGGCCGAGAAAGUCCUGGUCCUCCGCUUUGGCAGAGAUGAAGAUCUUGUUUGCAUGCAGCUGGACGAUAUUCUUGCAAAAACAUCUCAUGACUUAAGUAAAAUGGCUGCAAUUUACUUGGUGGAUGUAAACAAAGUGCCAGUGUACACCCAAUAUUUUGACAUCAGCUAUAUUCCAUCAACUGUCUUCUUUUUCAACGGGCAGCAUAUGAAAGUAGAUUAUGGAUCUCCAGAUCACACUAAAUUUGUGGGAAGUUUCAAAACAAAACAAGACUUCAUAGAUUUGAUUGAGGUGAUUUACCGUGGAGCAAUGCGUGGAAAACUAAUCGUACGAAGCCCAAUUGAUCCAAAGAAUAUUCCCAAGUAUGACCUUCUGUAUCAAGGCAUUUAAUGCCACACUGGGAGAGGAGUGAAAGGUGGAAUAUGAACUGCUUGAAGCUGAUGAUUCCACAUCUUCUCCAAACGUAUGCCAAUUGCAUUUUGAAAGCAAAUGGAAGAAAGGAGCUGAGACUAGUCUUUUGUACUCAGGAUCAUAUUGGUCAGCCUUAGAGACAGACUUUCAUUAAUUCAUUUUUCAAUGGAAUUGACUGGAAUUGCUUAGGCUGCAACUUAUUUAAUUCUAAUGUCAAAAAAGCUGCAGUAGAGUAAUAUGUUCUUGUUCUAAAUAAAUGCUUUUGGGCUACAUAAGGAUAUAAUUAACAAGAAUUAUUCUAGAGCUGCCAUGUCCUUUAGAAGCAUCCUGAAGAAAAGGUAAAAGUAAUGACUGGGUUUUUAUUCUGAAAUGUUAUAACUGCUCCCACUAUCUGUCCUCACUUCCCAGCCAUCAACUCAACACUACAUCUUCAUAAAUAUAAGGUAUUUCUAGUUUCACAACCCAAAAUGGGAAAUUCUUUUUUGGAAAAGGAUGGUGGGUGGGAACUUAAAUGUUAAAAUUAGUUUAUUAAAAAAAUAAAUAUUUUAAGAUAUUAAGAAUUAAACUGAACUGUAUUGUGUCAAAGUAUGAUGAUGCAAUAGGAAGGAUCAAUGAGUAAACCCAUCUUUCAAGCAAA